CCACAGCUGACGAUGACCAACCUUUUAGCUGGCAGCGCUACGGAACUUAGCGACCAGCUAGCGCUCCUUAGUAGCGUCGUUUAAAAUGUGUACGCUAUGACCGUGUGGCUGUUUUACUUCAGCGAAGGUGUGUUACGGCGGAAUAUAGACGGGCGGUGUAAAUGUGUCCUGAUACCCGAGUACCACGCUCAGCUUGUUGUUCCUCUCGUUACCUAACUUGUGUAGUCCGACGGGAGAAUCGGAGGAGGGUCCAGCUAUCGAAGCUAACAGCUCGGAGGCUAGCUCAUACACAGCGCAGCUACCUUGUUAGCCUUCUGGUUUGUUAACUACUUUGGUCUGGCUCGACUGCGCUUUGAAUGGUGUUUGUUUUACAAGAUAGCACCCGAUCCAUCCAGUCCUGGAUGAGAGGUUGACUGGAGCCUUUGGUUACCUGUGAUGUUCCGAGCUUUCCUGGCUGCAUCACCAGACCUUUUCUGGUUCAUUUUAGUAGCCAUUUUUCACUAGUCCCACACAAGUCUCUGCUUGGCAACAGUAUGGUCUUUUGCACUGGCCCCACCCAGCCCACAGGGACAAGAACCCCCCAAAACCAAGCUCUCCAAAUGAUAUGAUAGUAGCCACCUGGAUUACUUUCUGUGCCUGCAGGAGCCUUGUACAGGUUCUGCUCUUCCUCUCUUCCUCAAAGUCCCUUCAUCCAUUCUGGGAAACACUUGCCAGUUUGGUCUCCAACUCUGGAACCAUGGGUAAUAGCUGUGUAUGUCGAGAAGAUAGUGACUUGGAGGACCAACAUCAUGGUUCAUCGAGAGCAACCCGAGGACAAGCUAGGCGGGUGGAUCACAGUGCAGGUGUGGGUGCUGACGCAGCAGAGGCUCGGAGCAGUCGGCCCAGGGACCCGGUCAGGCCACCUCGUCGAGGUCGAGGGCCUCAUGAGCCGAGACGGAAAAAGCAGAAUGUAGAUGGCCUGGUGCUGGACACGCUGGCUGUCAUCAGGACACUUGUAGACAACUGUCCCACAUGCGCUGCAGCUCUCGCCUCGUCUAAGAGUUGCCCAACAGAGGUGCUCGUGAGAAACGAAUGCAAGGUGCCACUGGAUCAGACAUUACCUGGUCUUAAACCUGCUCCCCAGUACAAAGUCUUGGUUGUCCAGUCUCUGAUACGAGUGAUUCCACUGGAUGAUCCACUAGGCCCUGCAGUGAUCACACUUCUCCUGGACGAGUGUCCUCUACCCACCAAGGAUGCUCUCCAGAAACUCUCGGACAUGUUGAAUCUGAGUUCAGCCAUUGCACAACAAGACGCUCUAAACCCCGCUAAACACAGAAACACCACUGCGGUCCUGGGAUGCCUGGCGGAGAAGCUAGCCGGAUUGCCCAGUAUCGGGUUGUUGAGCCCUGGAACCCUUGAAUACCUUCUAGAGAGCCUGAGCUCCGAGGCCCACCCCACUGUCAUGCUGUUUGCUCUCAUCGCUUUGGAGAAGUUCUCUCAGACAAGCGAGAACAAGCUGACCGUGUCCGAGUCUUCGAUCAGCGAUCGUCUGGCUGUUCUGGAGUCUUGGGCAGAACAUCCUGACUAUCUAAAGAGGCAGGUUGGAUUUUGUGCACAGUGGAGCCUCGACAACUUGUUCCUAAAGGACGGUCGUCAGUUCACUUACGAAAAAGUCAACCUCACGAAUAUCAACGCCAUGCUGAACAGCAACGAUGUUAGCGAGUACCUCAAGAUCUCCCCGACUGGACUCGAGGCGCGAUGUGACGCCUCAUCCUUUGAGAGCGUGCGCUGUACAUUCUGUGUGGAUUCGGGCAUUUGGUACUACGAGGUGACGGUUAUUACAUCGGGGGUGAUGCAGAUCGGAUGGGCCACCAAGGACAGCAAGUUCCUAAACCAUGAAGGUUAUGGAAUAGGAGAUGAUGAAUACUCGUGUGCGUACGAUGGCUGCAGGCAGCUAAUCUGGUACAACGCUCGCAGUAAACCUCACGCUCACCCCUGCUGGAAGGAGGGAGAUGCCAUCGGCUUCCUGUUGGAUCUCAGCAAAAAGCAGAUGAUCUUUUAUCUGAACGGACAUCAGCUACCGCCAGAGAAACAGGUGUUCUCAUCUGCCACGUCCGGCUUCUUCGCGGCAGCCAGCUUCAUGUCGUACCAGCAGUGUGAGUUUAACUUCGGGGCCAAGCCUUUCCGUCACCCACCUUCUGUCAAGUUCAGCACCUUCAAUGACUUUGCUUCACUGCUGCCCAGUGAAAAGAUCAUCCUGCCCAGACACCGGCGUCUGGCCUUAAUGAGGCAGGUUAGCAUCCGAGACAACUGCUGCACGCUGUGUUGCGACGUCAUGGCCGACACAGAGCUGCGGCCCUGCGGACACGGUGGUAUGUGUAUGGAGUGUGCCUUACAGUUAGAGACGUGCCCCCUCUGCCGUCACGACAUCCAGACCCGCGUCAGACUCAUCGCACACGUCUCCUGACACACUUCCUGCCCUCGCUCCAGUAAACGGAGACACACAAGCCCUUUAGCUUCCUCCUCCUCCUCUAAUCCCCUCUUACCCCACAGGGCUGCGAGGACGUUGCCACGGUGUUGCGAUAAUGGCAGAACGCUGAAUUCUGGUCAGACGAGACGGCGGCGAUGGAGGGGUGGAUAGAUGAAAGAAAGGAGAUGAGAGGAGGGGCAAAAAACCGACAGCUGGAACCCCCAGGAGCUUUUCCUCGUGUAUCUACAUCUCCUCUUUUAUAUCCUUCUGACAACUCGCUGCAGAAGCUGGGCCAAGAAAACUUUCUACUUUUUUUUUUUCAAAAUAAAAGCGCAGAGACUGUGUAACUCGGCUACAGACAGAACCGAGUUCUUAUCUCCAAGCCCCGUGUAAAGCUAUUUAAAAACACAGAACCUUUCCAUCACGAGGAUCCCACUUGUGCUUUCAGUCCCGAGGCUGCUACUAUUUAACCCCAUCGCCGUCACGCACACGUCUGCAGACGUGACAGGGCUUGGUCACAGAGGAAAGCGCAGCCUGUAGUACAGUAUUAAACCGAAGGUACAAACUUGAAA
Molecule: messenger RNA, 3021 nt
Organism: Neolamprologus brichardi
Lineage: Eukaryota; Metazoa; Chordata; Actinopteri; Cichliformes; Cichlidae
Source: RefSeq, a predicted model, not a curated record